AAUUACGAAAUUGUUUCCGUUACACCGGAAGUUACCCGAGACGUAACUGAUGUAACACGUGGAAAGUUCCGGAUUAAGUAAAGGUCGAUAUAAAAGUGCACACGGCUUAGACAGUCCCAGAGUACCUGCGACACACGAAUCCCAACAUACGACUUAACCAACUUUGUUAUUAAAAAUGCCAAGAGGAAGCAGAAGCCGAACAUCAAGGAUGCCCGCCCCUGCCAGUCGGGCACCCCCUCCACCUAUGGCCAGUGCCCCUGCCCCCUCCCAUGCCCCGAUGCCAAUGCAGGCCCCGCCGUCUGCUGUGGGGGCACCGAUGGCGGCGCCCAGGCAGCCUGGGAUGUUUGCCCAGAUGGCGACUACCGCUGCUGGGGUGGCCGUGGGCUCUGCAGUGGGACACACCAUCGGCCAUGCCCUGACUGGAGGCUUCGGUGGAGGAAGUUCGGAGCCUGCCAAGCCUGAUGUCACAUACCAGGAGCCGCACCAACAGCCACAGUCCAUGUACCAGCAGCAGCCCCAGCAGGAGCAGUCCUGCUCCUACGAGCUCAAGCAGUUCGUUGAAUGCGCCACAAACCAGAGUGACCUGAAACUGUGUGAGGGAUUCAGCGAGGUGCUCAAACAGUGCAAGUUUGCUAAUGGUAUGUCCUGAGACGGAUUCCAGAGUCCUGCAGAGUGAGCAUCACGCGGCGUACCAGAUAGUAGCAGGGUGUCAGUUCAGAGGGAUCAAUCAAUAAACAUGCUUUUUUCGACAGUUGAUUACCACCAGACAACUUCAUUCGUUUGUGAGGAGACUGCUGCAGAGCUUGUAAUCUUAGUCUUAUAAAUAAUGUUUAUAUAUUUUAGUGUGUCAUGUUUUGAGCUAGCGGUAAUUUUCACGGUGUGUUCCUCAGCAUCAGUGCUUUUAAUUUAAAUUUACUCAAGUAACUCAACAUGUGUGAAAUAAAACUCCUGAAACAACAAUGCUCAAACCUGAUCUGUAAUAAAAAAUAAAAAAAAUAAAAAA
This is a messenger RNA of Menidia menidia (Atlantic silverside), 1003 nucleotides long. The record is from the annotation of a GenBank genome assembly. NCBI's taxonomy places the organism in Eukaryota, Metazoa, Chordata, Actinopteri, Atheriniformes, Atherinopsidae.